This is a messenger RNA of Anopheles moucheti, 1753 nucleotides long. Its product is annotated as RNA-binding protein 45-like. Gene Ontology annotation, cellular component: ribonucleoprotein complex. Bases 11 to 1234 code for a protein of 407 amino acids. Gene Ontology annotation, molecular function: RNA binding. The record is from RefSeq and is a predicted model, not a curated record. The transcript is spliced from 3 exons. NCBI's taxonomy places the organism in Eukaryota, Metazoa, Arthropoda, Insecta, Diptera, Culicidae.
UUUAGUAAACAUGUCGGAUCCUCACCGGGUGAAGGAAAUAUCAGAGGAACCGCCAAUGUCGAGGCUUUUUAUUAUUUGCGGCAAACAGAUCACGAAGGAACAGCUGAUAAAGCAUUUCGAAACGGACGGAUUGAUUGAAGAGUGUGUUGUAAUAACGGACCGUAAAACUGGCCAAGGAAAAGGCGUUGCUUACGUAAAGUUCUCGAAAACAUCUUCUGCUGCCCGGGGGCUUUUAAAAAACGGUUCCAUCGUGGAGGGUGAUAGACGCCCCAUAAAAGUGAUGAUAUCUGCUAGCUACAAUCGUGGUAAACAUAGCGAUACAUCUGCUGACGUAAAUGAAAACCAUUUCCUACGCUUGUUUGCCAUCGUACCGAGCAAUCGUACGGAGGAGCAACUGAAGGACGAGUUCGGGUGCCACGGGACGGUAACACAGAUUCGCCUGGUAGCGGACAAAAAGAAUGACAAACAGUGUGCGGCGUACAUCAAGUUCAACACCUUCCUUGAAACGGCACUGGCAAUCGAAAAUUGCAACCCGCAGUACAAGGCAAAGUUUUGCGUGCCUCGCAAACACGAACGGGAACAGAAAGGACAACCCACAAAAGCAGAUCCGAUCAGCAGAAAGCGAACACAUUCGCCCGAUCGAUUACCGGCAGUCCGGAGUGACACGAAGCUGGUCGUGAUCUGUAGCAGUCAGCUGAAUCAGGAUCGAUUGUGGCGUUUGUUUGACAUAUGUCCCGGAAUGAAGUACUGCAACAUCAUUACCGCGAAUGAAAUAAAUAUAACAGCCGCAGCCGUAUAUUCGAGCCGUGACGAAGCCCAACGAGCGGUUGAUAAAAUACACGGCUUGGAAUACCCAAUCGGAGAAAGGAUAAUCGUGCAAUUUGAAGACGAGUUCAAGGAAGAAAUCAUUACCAAAGAUGCAUUAUCACACUUCGGUCCACCGAAACCGCUGGUAUCGGAACUGGUGCCAUGCGUAAGGAAAGCUUUUUUCAUCUGCAUUCCCGAGCCGGUCUCGUUGAAACUGCUCACGGAUGCGUUCUGUCGGUUCGGCGAUCUUAUUAAAGUUUAUUUCGUGCCGGGAAAACGGCACGGUUACGCAGAGUUUGCCAGCGUAAUUUCCGCAAACCGCGCUAUUCAGCAGCUGCACGGCAUACAGCUGGGCGAAUGUCAGCUGAAGGUGCUGGAAUGUGCCGAAUACACGGGAGAAAGCAAGCGAAAUAGGAUGGAAAAUUAAAACAUAGGGCAACUAUUAUCCACACGGGUGAGCUGUAUUCAAUGGUCACAUUUUUUUAGGACACUGUUUUGUUUCUUUGUUGUUUUCUGUUCUUUUCAGAUAUUUUAUCUUUUUUUGUAAAAAAAAGUAUAAAAGUGUUUGUAGCGGAUCGUGCACUACUGGCUCCAAUGGUUGACUGGUAGAAACGUACCAUAACUAAUCGUUACCAUUCUUUGCAGGUAUGUAAUCAUGAUGUUUUUAACCAGAACUGUAUUACUGUAUUUGGAGAAUGCACAACACUAAACGGACUAAACCUAGUAAGAAAUGCUCUCGGGACGGACAGAACAAUAUAACACGUUGAAUUAGAAACAUUGAAUUGCACGUCGAUUGAAUUCUGUGACCUUUUUCAUACUGAGAUAAAACCCCAAACUUCCAACACCAAUACAAUUGGUGCCUAUCCACAGUAGAAGGAUGAAAAGCUUUAAAAAUGAAUGCAUCUACGGACGGACAAUGCGGAUGUUUGCCGCAGAAAUUGUAGGA